AGAUACCGAUACCAUUGUUGAUCACGCAGCACUACGAACACCAUCUACUCGAGUAUGCUUUGAUAUCAUAUGGUACUCGAGUACAACCUGAUGCGAAAUCAUUGACGUGAGGAUUACCCCCAUCACAACCACCAGUACUGUACUGUCACCAUCACCCUUGGCCACGUUCUCCCCCCCAUCCCUCUCCCUCUCCCUGUGUCGAAGCAACCCACUUCCACUUGAAAAUCACCACCCAACCACCACCCCAACCCACGUAGUCAUCAACCACCAAACCGGUAAACAGAGAAAAAAAACUGAAAACAAAAGACAAAGAAAAAUGUCCGACCAAAAACUCAUCCCCUUCCUAAUCUCAAACCACCUCUUCCACCUCCCCGAAUCCUCCAUUCUCUCUUACCCGUACAGCAAACUUGCCGACCUGGCCGCAACCUCUUUGCCGGACGACGUAGCGAAGCUGAACCUGCCAGUGGACUCCUUCUCCAUUCUGGCAACCUACCUCUCCACGCGGGCACUACCCCCCGCAACGCUGCAUCCCGCUUCCCUUCGGGGUGUUUUCCGAACGCUCGGUAUUCCCUUCCCAGAGGUGGGGGAGGGGGGAAACCAGCACGAAGCGAGUCUGGGUAAUGGAUCGUUGAGGAAUUGGGAUAAGCAUAAUCUGGGGAGUAGGGGAAGGGAGGAAUACGAUGAGGAUGUUAGGGAGGAACUUGGAAGGUUGGAAGGGGGUCUGUUCAGUUCUAGGAGGAUUGAUGAAGAAGUCGGCGGGUUUGGAGCUCGUACUGUGUCCCCCACCGCUACUGCUACCACUACCACUGCUGCUGGUGGCGGUGGUAGUAGCAGCAGCGGAUGGGCUGGUACGCUGCCGGCAUAUCACGAACUCGCGCAUUCAUCUCCCUCAUCUGCUGCGGCUGCGGCUGCGGCUGCUGGGGAUGAGAAGAGUAGAGAGGUAGCGGGCGUCCCCGGGAUUACUACAAAGGUUGUAUCAGCAAUGAAUCAAAUGUCCCGUCGGAAGCCACGCUUGGUGGUGCUCAUUCCUGCAGACACGCACUCCCUCAGGGCCGCUGAUAAGCCCCUUUGGGCGGCCGAGCCGGAUGAGAAAGUUUCCAGCUACCUGUCUAUCCCCGAUGAGCAGAAGGGGGUAGUCCGCCUUCUUAGGCCGUGGACUGGCGAGGAGUUGGAGGAGGCUACAGCCGAUAUCUGGGAGGGUAUCAGUGGGGUCUUUGGGGAAAGUUAUAUUGUGAGGGUUGCGACGGAGGAGGUGGCCAUUCGGCAGUGCAAUGGUAUGGGAUUGUACGAGAGUGUUUCUGGGGACGCCGUUGUGGUUUGUGUUUCGCCAAAGUAG
Messenger RNA from Tuber melanosporum (Perigord truffle), 1336 nucleotides. RefSeq lists its product as uncharacterized. The record is from RefSeq and is a predicted model, not a curated record. NCBI's taxonomy places the organism in Eukaryota, Fungi, Ascomycota, Pezizomycetes, Pezizales, Tuberaceae. The transcript is spliced from 2 exons. The coding region runs from base 317 to 1336 and encodes 339 amino acids.